AGGAGGUGCAGUGCAAGUAAGUAAAGAUAUAGCUGGCAAAAGGUUGUCGAGGUCAGCGAGCGUUUCAACCGCAAUUUGAUUCCCCGUCUCAUAGGUCACCUCUUCCCUCCUCUCUCUCUCUCUCUCUCUUUCGGUUCAAUUUCCCUCUUUCCCUCUCUCUCUGUCCAAUUAGGGUUAGAGCUUUGGGCUACUUUGGGAAAUUUCUGAAUCAUUUCCAUUCUCUAAUUAGGGCCUUUUGUUCCUCGGAGAUGGAGUUAUCUUGAUGGCUUCUCGAACUGAUGAACAAGCGGCGUUCUGAGUAAAAAGUAGAAAAAUAAGAAGCAGACUGUGGGGUCUUAGAGAGAGAGAGAGAGGUGUGGCAGGGAAGAAGAUCUGGUGCUUCGCUUUUGGAAAUGAGCGCGUCCAGGUUCAUCAAGUGCGUUACGGUCGGUGAUGGUGCUAUCGGCAAAACCUGCAUGCUGAUUUCUUAUACCAGCAAUACAUUCCCUACGGAUUAUGUGCCAACUGUGUUCGACAAUUUCAGUGCUAAUGUGGUUGUGGAUGGAAGCACUGUCAACCUAGGUCUAUGGGAUACUGCAGGUCAGGAGGAUUACAAUAGGUUAAGACCCUUGAGCUAUCGAGGGGCAGAUGUAUUUAUACUUGCUUUCUCUCUCAUAAGCAAGGCCAGCUACGAAAAUGUUGCAAAGAAGUGGAUUCCUGAACUGAGGCAUUAUGCACCUGGUGUUCCAAUAAUUCUUGUUGGGACAAAGCUCGAUCUUCGAGAUGAUAAACAGUUCUUCAUAGAUCAUCCUGGUGCAGUACCCAUUACUACAGCUCAAGGAGAGGAACUGAGGAAACUGAUUGGAGCUCCUGCUUAUAUUGAAUGCAGUUCAAAAACACAGCAGAAUGUGAAGGCGGUUUUCGAUGCAGCCAUUAAGGUGGUGCUUCAGCCACCUAAGCAAAAGAAGAAGAAGAGAAAGGCACAAAAGGCUUGCUCCAUAUUGUGAUCAAAGGAAAAUUUUAGCUUUGACGAGGAUAUGAUGAUCUGCUAGCCUCUCCUUUUCUGUCUGUCAGUUUCCUUUCAGUUCGCAUUCCCUUCUAAAGAAGUGGCGAGCAUUGUGUAUAUUCUAGACUGACAUUGUAGGGAUUGAUGUGAAAGCAUGAGAUGGUUUGUUUCACACUUGUUUUCUGAACUGUGACUGAUGAUUAGCAAUUCCUUCGUAACAAAUGUGCACCUCUUUUCUUGUUUAA
Messenger RNA from Ziziphus jujuba (common jujube), 1230 nucleotides. Its product is annotated as rac-like GTP-binding protein RAC1. Gene Ontology annotation, cellular component: cytoplasmic vesicle; plasma membrane; cell cortex. Gene Ontology annotation, molecular function: protein kinase binding; GTPase activity; GTP binding. The record is from RefSeq and is a predicted model, not a curated record. Bases 393 to 986 code for a protein of 197 amino acids. NCBI's taxonomy places the organism in Eukaryota, Viridiplantae, Streptophyta, Magnoliopsida, Rosales, Rhamnaceae. The transcript is spliced from 7 exons. Gene Ontology annotation, biological process: actin filament organization; cortical cytoskeleton organization; small GTPase-mediated signal transduction.